Molecule: messenger RNA, 516 nt
Organism: Mollisia scopiformis
Lineage: Eukaryota; Fungi; Ascomycota; Leotiomycetes; Helotiales; Mollisiaceae
Exons: 1
Coding region: 1-516 (171 amino acids)
Source: RefSeq, a predicted model, not a curated record
AUGGCUUCUCGCACCUCUGAAGAUAGAGCUUUGGCCAUCUUGAAAUAUCAGUUCUCUACCUUCGCCAUUCCACCCAGCCUCUACAAUAGCUCCUUCUCCAUGGCUGAUGAUCCUCGCCUCUGGUCUGACCUUUUGGGGAACAAUGGAAUCUUGGGUCAGAGCAUGCAAGACAACUUUGCCAAUCAAGAAAAUGGAGCCGCCAACCUCCUCGUCGCUAUCAUGUGGUCUAGUGCCUUGGAGGACGAAAACAAGUUUUUCUGGCGCGAGGUCCGACAAAUGGCUUGUAUGAUGCUCUUUAGGAUGGAGGGUGCUCCGGCGCAGUAUCUGGUCUGGGUUCAAGGUGUGAAUCGCUCAGACUCCCGUCUUCAAACCGCCGGUAUCACUUUGAGCUAUGGAGCUGCCUUCUUCACCAUCAGCAGAGAGGAGAAGGUUGUUUGGCUCCCGUAUGCCGAUGGAAUUGCCUCAAGUCGUCGGGUCAUCGGCGAGUUGCCACCAUUCCAACUUCGGUUUAUUUGA